This is a messenger RNA of Trichoderma asperellum CBS 433.97, 516 nucleotides long. NCBI's taxonomy places the organism in Eukaryota, Fungi, Ascomycota, Sordariomycetes, Hypocreales, Hypocreaceae. The record is from RefSeq and is a predicted model, not a curated record.
AUGGAAGAAGUAAAGCAUAUGGUUCGAACUGUGGCCGUAACUACUAAAGGUCCGUGGGACGGAGAAAAGCAAAAAAGACUAACACCAACUACUACAACUGUAAGAGUUAAAUCGCGAAAACUCCUUAACAGUUAUGAACGUAAAUAUAAUACGGAGAUUCCUCGGGGUAUUAAAGAUUCUAUGGCGCCUUGGAUUGAAGGCGAAUUAGCUAAAGAAUUGAAACUUCGCAAAGGCAAGGAUGGUCAUAAAGACCGCAAAUUCUUUACUAUCGAGAACUAUGUCCAAAUGCAAAGCUUUCACUGGAGCGAGGAUUUCCAUGACUACAUUCACGAAGGAAUGAGGGCCGAUUACACGAACUUGUUAAACACUCAUUGUUACACGUCUGCAAGGCUACGAGAAGUAUGUCAAGCGGUUUACGGGGAUCUUGAGGUCAUUUUAGCGUCGAAGGAUGGGAUACCGGAAUUUCGUCUCAAAUUUGCGAAACGGAUUUGCAAAGGCACAGAAAAAAACCAGUGA